AUGUCUCUCUGCGAUAAGUGCGUUUCAGGGGUUCGUCAUGCAGGCCAUCCAGAGGGCAAGAUCGAUACUAUUGCCGAUGUCGAGUGCUACAUCUCUACCCCCACCGGCGAGUACCUGAAGAACAAGGUUCUUCUGUUCCUUCCAGACAUCUUCGGCAUUCCCUUGAACAACAGCAAGCUCCUGGCCGACGACUUCGCGCGCAACGGUUUCAAGACCAUCAUACCCGACUAUUUGAACGGAGAAGCCGUGCCCGCUGAUGAAAUGGCGAAAGGCACAUUCCCCAUCCAAGAAUGGCUCCCCCGUCAUGGCCCUGCUCAAACACGUCCCACUCUUGACAAGGUGAUAUUCGGGCUCAAAGAGCAGGGCGUGGAUAGCCUCGCCGCUAUCGGCUUCUGCUUUGGUGGACGCUAUGCAUUUGACCUUGCCUUCGAGAAUAUCACCAAGGUCACCGUCGUCAACCACCCCUCCCUACUUAAGAACCCAGAGGACCUUGAGAGAUACGCAGCCGAGUCUAAGGCGCCUCUCCUUAUCAACUCUUGCGAGGUCGAUCAGAUGUUCCCACCCGAGUUCCAGGCCAAGGCAGACGAAGUGCUCAAGGGCAAGUUCGUUCCUGGUUACAAGCGCGAGUUCUGGGCAGGUUGCGAACAUGGUUUCUCCAAUCGCGGAGACGUCAACAAGCCCGAGGUGAAAAUUGGAAAGGAAGGCGCGUUCAAGGCUGCCGUUGAGUGGCUCAGAGAGAACUUCUAG
This is a messenger RNA of Coniophora puteana RWD-64-598 SS2, 747 nucleotides long. RefSeq names its product alpha beta-hydrolase. Bases 1 to 747 code for a protein of 248 amino acids. Gene Ontology annotation, molecular function: hydrolase activity. The transcript is spliced from 7 exons. The record is from RefSeq and is a predicted model, not a curated record. NCBI's taxonomy places the organism in Eukaryota, Fungi, Basidiomycota, Agaricomycetes, Boletales, Coniophoraceae.